AUGUCCCUUUUGAUUCCUACUUAUAACGAUUAUGAAGAUGCUCAUGGAGCAUUGGAUACUGAACAAGUAUACCGUGAAGCCUAUGAAAAGGCCAAAGAUGAAAAAGAUCAACACGGUGCGUGGAGAUUCCCUUGGUCAUUUGAAGUUGUUCAUGGAUUUUUCAAACAAGCAGAUGAUUCAACUGAUGAUGCUAAAUUUAAUUACGCUUUAGAAGACUUUGGUAGAUUGAAAAGUUGGAGUCAAAUUGAACAAGAUAUUAAAGAAUUGAAUAAGAAUGCCAAAUCGAAUGAGGUCUAUAAAGUAAUCUUUUUAGCCAGACAUGGUCAAGGUUAUCAUAAUGUCAUUGUCAAUAAAUAUGGUUUAGAUCAAUGGCAUGUCAAAUGGAAGUUCCUCACUACUGAUGGAGAAUUGACCUAUGCUCCAGAUGCAAGUUUAACUGAUGUUGGUAUAGCUCAAGCCAAAGAAAAUAAUGAAGCUUGGAAAAGAGAAAUUAAAGCAGGAGCUCCAAUUCCUAGUAAAUUUUAUGUUUCACCAAUGCAAAGAUCUUCACAAACCUUGGUUCUUACGUGGGAUGAUAUUAAACCUAAAUCAAAAAGACCAAUAGUUACUCCUUCAAUCAGAGAAACCAUUGGUGAAAAUUUAUGCGAUGAAAGAUCUACCGUAACUGUUAUCAAGGAAAGAUUUGGUAAAUAUGGAUUUAUAAUUCCUGAAGAUAUGCCUGAAAAUGAUAUUGAUUUCAAAUAUGAUUAUAGAGAAACUAUGCCAGAACAAACGUUUAGAAUAAAUGGAUUUUUGCAAAGUUUAUUCAAUGAAGAUGUUAAAUCAGAUAAUACCAUCGAUAAAGAAUUAGUUGAAGAGAAUACUUUUAUUUCCACUACUUCUCAUGCUGGUACUAUCAGAUGUUUCAUAGUAGCUCUUAAUCAUAGACAUUUUACUAUUUCCACCGGUGGUAUGAUCCCUGUUGUAGUUAAAGCUACCAGAAGAUUAGAUUAA
Scheffersomyces coipomensis is the source of this 993-nucleotide messenger RNA. RefSeq lists its product as uncharacterized. The coding region runs from base 1 to 993 and encodes 330 amino acids. Gene Ontology annotation, molecular function: phosphatase activity. Lineage: Eukaryota; Fungi; Ascomycota; Pichiomycetes; Serinales; Debaryomycetaceae. The transcript has a single exon. Gene Ontology annotation, cellular component: cytoplasm. The record is from RefSeq and is a predicted model, not a curated record.